Elgaria multicarinata webbii is the source of this 2283-nucleotide messenger RNA. It is a transcript of the gene FUCA2, whose product is annotated as alpha-L-fucosidase 2. The coding region runs from base 45 to 1499 and encodes 484 amino acids. Gene Ontology annotation, molecular function: alpha-L-fucosidase activity. Gene Ontology annotation, biological process: fucose metabolic process; glycoside catabolic process. The record is from RefSeq and is a predicted model, not a curated record. Gene Ontology annotation, cellular component: lysosome. The transcript has 7 exons. NCBI's taxonomy places the organism in Eukaryota, Metazoa, Chordata, Lepidosauria, Squamata, Anguidae.
AGGAAGCGAGGAGGGCCACCGCCCAAGGCUUACGGGGCGCCCUCAUGUCGCAACCGGCGGCUGCUGCCGCCGCCGAGGGACCCAUCCUUCCCUCGCCUGCUCCUCCUCCUCCUCCUCCUCCUCUUCUUCUUCGGCGUCUGCUGCUGCUGCUCUUCUUCGGCCAACUACUCCCGUCGCAGGCAGGCGCCGCUCGCUAUGAUCCCACCUGGCAGUCGCUCGAUUCCAGGCCGCUCCCCGACUGGUUUGAUGAAGCCAAGUUUGGCAUUUUUAUCCACUGGGGCGUGUUCUCGGUGCCCAGCUUCGGCAGCGAGUGGUUUUGGUGGUAUUGGAAGAAAGAAAAGAGAGAACCUUAUGUAACAUUCAUGAAGAGAAACUACCCUCCUGGAUUCAGUUAUGAGGAUUUUGGCCCAUUGUUUACAGCUGAGUUUUUUGAUGCCAACCAGUGGGCAGACAUUUUGAACAGUUCAGGUGCCAAAUAUGUUGUCUUGACUUCAAAACACCAUGAAGGUUUUACUCUGUGGGGAUCAAAAUAUUCUUGGGCUUGGAAUGCUGUUGAUGUAGGUCCAAAACGGGACAUUGUGGAUGAGUUGGCAACAUCCAUACGAAAGACAACUGGCUUACACUUUGGGCUGUACCACUCACUGUUUGAAUGGUUCAACCCUCUCUUCCUUGAUGAUGCUGCCAGUGUAUUCACAAAAAAACAAUUUCCAAAUGCCAAGUCACUCCCAGAGCUAUACGAGAUUGUGAACCAGUACCAUCCAGAGAUUCUCUGGUCAGAUGGAGAUGCAAGAGCCCCAGAUACCUAUUGGAACAGCACAGGCUUCCUAGCUUGGCUUUAUAAUGACAGCCCUGUUCGGGAUACAGUUGUAACAAACGAUCGCUGGGGAGCUGGCUGUAUUUGUAAACAUGGUGGAUUUUACACUUGUGCUGAUCGAUAUAACCCAGGACACCUUUUGCCACAUAAGUGGGAAAACUGUAUGACAAUCGACCAAAAGUCAUGGGGAUACCGGAGGAACGCACAAUUGAGCGAUUACCUGACCAUUGAGGAGCUUGUAAAGCAACUUGUAGAAACGGUUUCAUGUGGGGGAAAUCUCUUGAUGAACAUUGGGCCCACGCAUGAUGGUCGCAUUCCUGUUAUUUUUGAAGAGCGCCUGAAGCAAAUGGGGGCUUGGCUGGCAGUGAAUGGGGAAGCCAUUUUCAGCACCAAACCUUGGAGAGCCCAGAAUGACAGUGCCACACCAGGAGUAUGGUACACAUUCAAACCAAAAGAAGACAUUUUGUAUGCCAUUUUCCUUAACUGGCCAUCUUCAGGAACUGUAGUGCUUGGUGAACCAAAAGGAAUUAGUGGGAAGACAACGGUGACGCUGAUAGGAUACGCAGAACCAUUGCCAUGGAUUUCUUUGGGAGAAAAGGGAAUGCGGGUGGCUACACCUCAGUUACCAUUUAGUAAAUUUCCGUAUCAGUGGGGCUGGACUCUGCAACUAACUAAUGUGCAAUAGUGACAGACAUGCCUGUCUUUUGAAUUCCCACCAUAGUAUUUUUGUGGAUAAUUGGAGCUAAGUCCCCAUGGGGUUAUUUGGAGGCAUGGGGAAAGAUUUCAUGCAUCGGUCUUGUUCCUUAUUCAGCUUUUCUACCAUCUUUUGAAACGAGGUGCUGUGAAAAUACAUGUAACACUCACCAAGACUGGGCAGGAAAUACAAAGUGAUCUUAGAAAUAAGAUGUAUAGCGAUCUUAGAGGCUCACAGAAGCCGAAAUACAAUGUUAGCGAUCUUAGAGGCUCACAGAAGCCAGACUAAGCAGAAAAGUUAAAGUCUACAUGCAUAAUGUUAGGAUUGCAGCUUGGGGGAGCUUUACAGGUGGAAUUUUUUGGGGUACAGCUUCUCCCCCUACCCCCCACAUCUUAAAACAAACAUAAUACACUGAAUUUUGUCUGAAAUUGAUUUAUAGUCACAGUGUGUGUGUGUGUGUGUUUUUAAACAAAUAUGAAGCCCUGAUCUAGGCAAAGUUACAUAUGACUAACAAUACAGUCCUAUCCUUGUCUAUACAGAGGUCUCAUUGAGCUCAGUGGCAUUUCUUUCCAGGUAACUCUGUUUCGGAUUGUAGCUUUAGUCCUACUUAAAGCAAUGAGACUUAAUUACAAUAAAUUUAACUUAUUCUGUUCAUUGCAAUGGGACUAACUCAUGACCAACUUUAACUGGGUUGGAGACAUAAUGUUUACUCGGUCUUUAUUACCUACCUCAUUUUUAAUCCAUUCCAGUUUAAUGGAUUUAAUGCCAUAUAUGG